AUGGAGUGUGUUCGUACCUUAUUGGGGACCACGCAAGCCGAGAGACAAUAUUGCUUCACAGGUGCUGCCUUUCCUGGAAACCCCCGUGUUUACCGACUUGUGUUUGGGUUGCGAGUCCUUUCUCCGGAACACCCCCUGUCUAUAUGUGAGCUGACGUUUCUUGUGAACCUGUUGCUGCGUCUUUACAAACGAAUAAUGUGCCAAGCUCCUUUAAUUGGACUGGCGUCAGAUAUUCGGGGAAUUUUUGCUGGCAAGGAGCUCUCCAGUCUGUGCCAGUCCGUUGGACCAGCGGCCUGCGUGGAGAAGUUGCUCGAGCGUCUGCUGUUGGUCGCAGCUACGGUCUUCGAAUUACAAUGGGUUGGUAGUAGUAUAAUAGGCUGGGUAGCGCUCGAGCAAGCAUUCUGUGCAGCAGUGAAUUUACAAAGAUCAACUCUCGCUCCCUGGAAGUUAGGUGCUUUACGUGACGAAGAGUCUUGGGGGGCUGGCCAUGCCACGAGCCGCUUCCAGGAGGUGUUGCUUGGCGGGGGCAGCAAAGUGCUCCAGCAAGCGACAGAGUUAUUAGGGGAAGGACCCAAGCCUCUUCGAUUCCUCUGUUUCCUUGGGGGCCUCGUAACCUUUUUGACUGCCGGCCUGGCCUGUAUAAAUAUAUUCUCCCUCCUCGUUGAACCGUCUGGCUACAUCCUGCAAUUGUACUUAGUGCUGUUCGGACUUCUGACUAUGACUGUGGAAGCCAAAGAUAUUCAGCCCUUAGAGAGACUAAGGCCCUUUUUCUUUUCAUGGUUUCGCUUUCUUACAGUCCCAGGGGGGAAAGGCUGCUUUUAUCUGUUUUACGGCUCUCUAUCUCUCUCCCUGUGGCGAAGCUCCUUCUUUCUAGCACUCGUUGGCAUGUACACUGCCAGCAUGGGCAUCGUAUGCAUUCUCGUUCAUUUCGGCAUGCGCCGUGAACUUCAGCAACACGGCAUCAGUGUCACGGAGCGCCAGACUGAUGAAGUCGCGUUGGGAAGGCCCAUAGAGCCCGAUAUGAUCGCCCCUCCUGCCUUUUGA
Messenger RNA from Cyclospora cayetanensis, 1044 nucleotides. RefSeq lists its product as uncharacterized. The transcript has 8 exons. The coding region runs from base 1 to 1044 and encodes 347 amino acids. NCBI's taxonomy places the organism in Eukaryota, Apicomplexa, Conoidasida, Eucoccidiorida, Eimeriidae. The record is from RefSeq and is a predicted model, not a curated record.